Messenger RNA from Colletotrichum orchidophilum, 759 nucleotides. RefSeq names its product ThiJ/PfpI family protein. The transcript has 2 exons. The record is from RefSeq and is a predicted model, not a curated record. Lineage: Eukaryota; Fungi; Ascomycota; Sordariomycetes; Glomerellales; Glomerellaceae. Bases 1 to 759 code for a protein of 252 amino acids.
AUGGCAAACACCACCAAGGUGAUCAAGAUCGGCGUCUUUGUCCCGUCCGAGUGCCAGCUCCUCGACAUGGCCUGUAUAGACGUCUUUGGCAUGAUGUCGAAAGAGUACCUAGGUGGUCUGCCCAUGAUACCCAAGCACAUCCCGGAGCUGGCGCCCAGCAUGGAAAUAUUUUACAUCUCGACAAAGGCCAGCGGCAGCCCAGAUCUACAACUGCUCCUUCUGACGGCGGGCAUCAAGAUACAGCCCACGCACGACAUGUCGCACUCGGAAGUUCAGCCGGGGAUGCUGGAUAUCCUGCUUGUCCCCGGACCGGAUCCCGCGGCGAGCUGGGACGAGGAUACGCUACGAUUCUUGAGGGCCCAUGCUGAGGGGAAGCGUACGGACGUGUUGAGCGUUUGUACGGGCGCGUUCUUAUGCGGUGCCGCGGGGCUUUUGGAGGGGAGAACGGUUUGCGGGCCCAGAGGGUUGCAGGGUGUCUUGAGGAAGCAGUUCCCGGGUGCGAGAUUUGUGGGUGAUGAGUAUCGAUGGUAUCAGGAUGGUAACUUUUGGAGCUGUGGGGGCAUCACGAACGGAAACGAUCUCGUGGCGGCGUACGCCCGGAGCAGUGAGAAGCACUUCCCGGCGCCCAUUGUCGAGAUUGCGUGCCGGAUGGCAGAGGUUGGCGAGAGGAGCCAGACGUACGAGCAGGGGCAGACUAUUUUUGCUUUGGGGCUUGUGUGGCAGAUUGUCAAGGGUUGGUUCAUGAAGCCGGGCAAGUAG